GCGAACCUCUCGUGCUGCCCGACGAGCUGUACUACGAAUUGGAAUCGCGAGGCCCUGGAUACCUUGAUUGCUUCAUCCUCCCUCCCAAGAAGCCGGCGGGCCCCCGCGCCUGUUCCACACCUGGCAACGCCAGUCAGAGCUGCGCGCAAUGGUAUUCUCAUGUGAUAGCAGGGAGUGGCAGAUCUUCCCGUGGUCGGAGUCUGUGGCGCCGCAGCUUACUCAAUCGGGGUGCUGGCUUCAAGUUAAAGGUGGAACGAUGCUGAAUGGAUUCGCGUAUUGGGAACACACUGAUGAGGCCUACAUGCUGGUACUCAACACUGCGACACAAGAAUUCUCACAGAUGCGCCUGCCCGACUGGCUGGAAGGCUCAGGGGACACAUAUAUGGUUGGAGAGACCAGAAAUGGGCAGCUCUGUAUCGUCAGCCCAGUUGGAUUCGGGUUCUAUGUUUGGGUCUGGAGAGCCAAUGCUGACGGCAUCUACAGUUGGGUGUUGGACAACAGGUUCAAGAUGUUGAACAUUGUUGAGGUCACCAAGGGUACACCAGAGGAACAUCGUGAACUGAGGCUUGUGGCAAUUAUCGACGGAUUUGUGUAUUUCUCUACCAGUGAGACGCUCUACGAUCCUCUUUCUCCUGCUUGGUUUCUAUCAAUGUGCAUGGAGACAGGGAAGCUGGGCAAGCUCUUCAAGAAGAAACUUGAACUCGAUAUCCGUCCCUACGUCAUGGCAUGGCCUCCUGGUUUGCUCCCCCAACUUGAAGGUGCUUGACAAAAUUAUGAAUAUGCCAUGGCCUCCUGGUUUGGGUCACUGUAUGGAAUUCUCCAGUAUUGACAUUAUGAAGAUGAGAAACAAAAGGUCAUUCUUAUUUUGUCCGUCCUUACAUCAUGGCAUGGCCGCCUUCUUUGGUGCACAACAAGGUUCUUCGGUUCUUCCUCAUCUUGAAGAUGCUUGACAAAUGUUGACAAUGUAUCAUAAUGUUUUGUUCUGUUGGCACCUUGUGGAUCUUUCCAGUAUUGACAUUAUGAAUAUGAGAAAGAAAAGGCCAUUCUCAUUUUGAGAUAUGAGCAAAGCGAGCUAUUGACAUGCUGUAGCCUUUAUCAAAUGCUUUCCUUAGGUGUUUGUUUUCUGAAUCAUCAUCCCCAAGGACAGACAGUAAUACUUCUAAGGACAGACAGUAAUACUUCUAAGUUCAGCAGUA
Molecule: messenger RNA, 1196 nt
Organism: Brachypodium distachyon (stiff brome)
Lineage: Eukaryota; Viridiplantae; Streptophyta; Magnoliopsida; Poales; Poaceae
Exons: 1
Coding region: 149-766 (205 amino acids)
Source: RefSeq, a predicted model, not a curated record